AUGACUUCCUAUCAUGAGUUAACGGCCGAGGAGGAGAGCAGCCUUCUGCUCACUGACUCCUGCCGAGCAGAGGAGGUCAGAAACCUGAACCUGCUGCACGCUGUGGACACUCAUCCUGAACUCUGUAGCCCUCAGGAGGAGGACAUACUUAAAGUGGACGCUGCCUGUGGAUUUUAUUCUAAGUAUGUGACUCUGUGCAGUCCUCCUCUUCCUCCUCCUCCUCCUCCUCCAUCGCAGUGUGAGCCUCUCGGGGGCUUCUGCACUCCGGCCUCGUCCCGCGUCCCCUGGCGGCGCAGGGCGCGCGGCUCUCCGACACGCGGAGACUCAAACAACAACACGAAGGAGUCCCAACAUUUCUGUUUGAAGCCACAUGAGGAAACCCACAACUCUCUGAACAAUGACUCCAAGAGUCACCUUCCUGUAAACUCGGACUGUGAGGGAGAUGAUGGGAGGAAGAAAACUUUCGAGUGGAUGAAAGUGAAAAGGAGUCAUCAUCUUGCGG
Molecule: messenger RNA, 502 nt
Organism: Nematolebias whitei (Rio pearlfish)
Lineage: Eukaryota; Metazoa; Chordata; Actinopteri; Cyprinodontiformes; Rivulidae
Source: RefSeq, a predicted model, not a curated record